This is a messenger RNA of Aspergillus versicolor CBS 583.65, 1758 nucleotides long. RefSeq names its product GMC family oxidoreductase. Lineage: Eukaryota; Fungi; Ascomycota; Eurotiomycetes; Eurotiales; Aspergillaceae. Bases 1 to 1758 code for a protein of 585 amino acids. Gene Ontology annotation, molecular function: flavin adenine dinucleotide binding; oxidoreductase activity, acting on CH-OH group of donors. The transcript has 4 exons. The record is from RefSeq and is a predicted model, not a curated record.
AUGCUCAGCGUCCUCCCAACCCCAGCCACCGCAUCCAAUGCCGGCGCCAACACCAACCGCUUCGACUUUGUGAUCAUCGGCGGCGGAACAGCGGGGUUAGCAGUCGCAAGUCGACUCUCUGAAAUCCCAGAUAUAACAAUUGCCGUGAUUGAGGCGGGCAAGGACGAAGGGAAUAACCCCAACGUUUCGAGUGUUGUAGAGUACGGUGGAACAGCAGGGCAGGGCACGCAAAUUGACUGGUCGUAUGAGACGGUAGAGCAGAGGUAUGCUGGUGGAAGGAAGAUUGGGUUUCAUGCUGGGAAGGCGUGGGGUGGGACGAGCACGAUAAAUGGUAUGACGUAUAUACGCGCUGAAGAAGCCCAAAUCGACUCAUGGGAAACGCUCGGGAAUAAAGGGUGGUCUUGGGCCAGUUUAUGGCCUUACCAUUUGAAGAGUGAACGGUACGAGACGCCGACUAAGGCGCAGUUGGCGGCUGGGGCAUCAUAUGUGGAUUCGUAUCAUGGACGCGACGGACCUCUCAAUGUGGCGUAUCAGUACGGGCUCCAGAAUGGCUCGUUUGCGUCUCUGGCGAAGGAGACCUGGGAGGCUUUUGGAAUGCCCUUUAACCCCGAUGUUAAUGGGGGAAACAUACGCGGAUUCUCGGUCUGGCCGCAGACUCUUGACCGUGAGGCAAAUGUCCGGGAGCAUUCUGCGCGGGCUUAUUACUAUCCUGUUAGGGACCGGUCCAAUCUCGUUAUAUUUAGAGGGAGAGUGGAUAGGGUAUCGUGGGCUGAAACCAACGAGAGCAAAGUAUUGGCGGAGGGGGUCGAAUAUACCACGGAAGAUGGUAAGGCUAAAAUUCUCUAUGCGGAGAAAGAGGUCAUUGUCUCAGCCGGAGCUGUUCGAACACCGGCUAUAUUGGAGCUUUCUGGGGUUGGAAAUCCAGAGCUAUUAAAACAACUUGAUAUACCCGUCAAAGUACCCUUAUCAUCUGUCGGCGAAAACGCCAUAGACCAACCAAACACCUUCAUUAGCUACUCCAGCACCAAAAACUUCACUGGAAUCGCCCCAUAUGUAACAUACAUGACAGCCUCCGAUGUCUUCGGGCCGGAGACACAACGCAUCGCAGACGAAAUCUCUUCCGAGAUCAAAUCCUGGGCCGAACAAGUCUCCGCAGACAGUCCAGGACAAGGAUUCCCUGCCUCUGCAAUCGAGCACCAAUACCGCGUGCAGCAUGACCUAAUUUUCAACCAGGACACCGCGAUCACCGAGAUCCUAACAACAAGUUUGGGGCCGCUAGUUGGGACGGCGUUCUGGAUUUCACUUCCGUUCUCCAGGGGGAGUGUGCAUAUCCACUCGUCUGACCCGGGUGUUUAUCCUUCUCUUGACCCCAAUUAUUUUGCGGCAGAGUGGGAUCUCGUGUUCCAGAGGAGGAUUGCGCAGCUUAUAUUUAGGUACUGGGGUACGGAUCCUGUGCGUUCUUUGGCCGGACAGCGUCUUCAGCCGGCGGUCGGGGAUUUACCAUCGAAUGCCACAGAUGAGGCGUUGGAUAAAUGGAUUGCGAGUUCGUUCUCUGCCAAUCAGCAUUUGGUUGGUACGGCGUCGAUGCUUCCUAUGGAGUUCGGGGGUGUAGUUGACACUAAUCUUGUUGUCUACGGUACCGAGAAUGUAAGGGUUGUUGAUGCUUCUGUCUUACCGGGUCAGAAUAGUGGGCAUCUUACCAGUCUCAUUUAUGCGGUGGCGGAGAGGGCAGCGGAUAUCAUUAAGGAGACGCUUUAG